AUGGCGGAGUUAUUCUACCAGACGUGUCCUGGCGAUUGGCAGGGCGACGGCGCCUUCCUCAAAGAAUGCCUCAAGGCCGCCGCAUGGGGAAAUACAAAUCCAGACGUCACCAUCGACAUUGGCGCUUUCGUCUCGUACCGUUGGAAGCUGAUACUCCUGGCCGACCAAUUGAUUAAGGAUCUCGGUCUGCCCGUCCCCGGCAACCAGAUGUGCGCGAUGUGGAACGAAUACGUGUGGCGAGGGGGGGUUCUACACAAUUUGGAGGGCUUUUGGGAGAAGUAUCAUUGGGUGUGGGACAUCUUCGCCCACGACCAUCGCAUGCCUGAAGCUUCCCCCGAGCAGGGCCCUGACUUUGAGCGCUUCCGCCGGUACCUGGCUGCGUCUGUUAUGCAAGCGGACCUGCCGUUCAAGCCAACUCUGGCCAUGAUUGAUCGAGUCGUGGACUACGUCGGACGCGCGAAGAAUGGUGAUGCCGACUUUCGGCUACGCUGGCAAAGAUUUUGA
Colletotrichum chrysophilum is the source of this 504-nucleotide messenger RNA. RefSeq lists its product as uncharacterized. The record is from RefSeq and is a predicted model, not a curated record. The transcript has a single exon. The coding region runs from base 1 to 504 and encodes 167 amino acids. NCBI's taxonomy places the organism in Eukaryota, Fungi, Ascomycota, Sordariomycetes, Glomerellales, Glomerellaceae.